AAUGAUUGUUGAUUUAAGAAACGUAAUGAGUGGUGGUGAUCUGAAAGGUUGGGAAGCUCUGAUGUAUAUGUAAAGCAAAAAGCGAGAUGAUGAUGGAUGAUGGGUGGAUGGUGCGAACGAGAAGAGACGUUUCGUAAGAUCGUUGCAGCGUAUUUGAGCGGUGUGAAGUGUGCUUGGGGGCUGGCUGUGCCGGUAUAGUAGAGAGCGCAAGUACCGAGUAAACAAAGAUGUCGACGAACAUGCGCGCUCCCUUCUCGCACGCUCCGGCAGUGUUUACGAGAUUAGUUUCUUGAGAAGUUCUCGGCCGAAAUGGGGGUUGUGUUGUGCUGCGUGCGUGGUGUUGUUAUCGCGUCCUCCCGCUCACCGCUGAACAACUGAUUCGUCGCGACCGCAGUGAAUUGCAAUCGUCUCGCAAAGUAAACAAGACGCUCGCAUCUUCUUCGCAAAAAUAAUACUACUACACGUUUGCUCGGCGUUCGUUCUCUCCUCUCUCUGCGCUAGUAGCUGGAGCUACACUUUCGUUGGAGCACGGGGGUACUCGCAAUAAGCUCCGCCGCAGUUGUGCGUGUGUUUUUCGUUCCUCCGUCUUUUUUUUUUCCCGUACGUUCGUUUGUUCGUCGUUGCCUGUUCCAAGUCAAGAGUGCGGUGGUCUCUCCGUUGCAUACACAUAUGUAUGUAACAUGUUUAUGUGCGGGCCUGGCCGGCUAGUGAGUGCUGUUGUUGUUAUUGUUGAUCGCCCGGUGUUGGAGGAGGAGGCAGAAGAAGUGUUGUUAUUGUUGUUGGAAGUUCGUCAACGCUUUAGUAGUUGUUCAUCGAGAGGAGUUUGCUUUGGUAACGGUGGAAGAGGCGGCAGCGUCGGCGAAGACUGCAGCAACUCCACCAACAUCAUCGCCACCACCAGCAGCAGCAACAACUAUGCGGCCGCACCGAACGAAUACUAGCCGUUCAAAAUUUACGUGAUUUGUGCAGCAUGAGACAAGGUCGCGCCGGACAACGAAAAAAUAAAUGCCUUAGCCGCCGCGUCGCUCCCCCCAUCACGCUGCCAGUCACCCUGGAGGACCCCGCCACCACCUGGAAGGGACCGCCGCCCGGCUCGGAGCCCCAGAACUUUGCCCCGAACUCGAACUCUUUCUCCGGGCCGCCGGCGGGCUUCCAGGGGCCAUCACCAUUCCAGCAGGGUCCGCCGGCGGGGGCGGGAUCACCGGCAGGGGCCGGUCCCCAGCAGCAACAACAGUACCAGCAGCAGGGGCCACCGCCGGGUUCGACGACGCCGCAGUACACGGCAUCGCCGGCGCCAUCGGGCUCGUCGACGCCGGGCCCGGGGCCGCCGCAAUCCGUUGGCAAUGCGGGAGGCUUCCCGCCGCCCCAGAACAGCGGCGGGCCGCCUUACAACGGACCCGGCCCAGGACCGUUCGGAUCGCCGUCCGCCGGUGGACCGCCUUUCGGUCGUCCUGGCUCCUCGGGGCCCCCGUUCGUCGGCGGACCGGGCCCGGGGCCUGGCAACCAAUUCGUCGCCGCCCACGCACAGCACUUCGGAACGCCGGGCGGCUUCAGCAUGCCACCGGGUUCACCCUUCGGACCCGGUCCCGGCCACCCCAUGUCCUCGCACGGUCCCAUGGGUCCCGGACACGGCCUCAUACCCGGUCAAAUGGGACCCGGUCCGAAUCCCGUCGAUAGGAUGGAUCAAGGAUCUCUGCCGGUGCCCAGGCGGCAUACACCUUACUUUGGUCAACCCGAUUACCGCAUCUACGAACUCAACAAGCGGCUGCAGCAGAGGACAGAGGUGAGCAGAAAUGAAAGUGAUAACCUUUGGUGGGACGCUUUCGCCACGGAGUUCUUCGAAGACGAUGCCUCCUUGACGUUAUCAUUUUGCUUAGAAGAUGGACCUAAACGAUAUACAAUAGGAAGGACAUUAAUACCGAGGUACUUUAGAAGCAUAUUCGAGGGCGGUGUGACGGAGCUCUACUAUAACAUGAAGCACCCGAAAGAAUCCUUCCAUAAUACUAGUAUUACACUCGACUGUGAUCAAUGCACCAUGAUUACGCAUCAUGGCAAGCCGCUAUUUACCAAGGUGUGUACCGAGGGUCGCCUUAUCCUAGAAUUCACGUUCGACGACCUGAUGCGGAUAAAGUCGUGGCAUUUCGCUGUGCGAACGCACCGGGAGCUCAUCCUGCGGUCCGUGGUCGGCAUGCAUUCGCAGCAGGAUCCAUCGGUGUUAGAUCAAUUAUCAAAGAAUAUCACACGACAAGGCAUAACUAAUUCUACUUUAAAUUAUCUUAGGCUAUGUGUAAUAUUAGAACCAAUGCAGGAACUAAUGUCCAGGCACAAAGCGUACGCGCUGACACCGCGGGACUGCCUAAAGACGACGCUUUUUCAAAAGUGGCAGAGGAUUGUUGCCCCGCCGGGUAAGCGAGAGCUGCAGCGGCCCGCGAACAAGAGGAGGAAACGCAAAGGGUCCAACUCCGGCGGGGCGGCCAACAGCGCGCCGCCAGCCCCAAACAAGAAACGAUCACCGGGCCCCAACUUCUCGCUAGCAUCACAGGACGUGAUGGUGGUGGGCGAACCCUCGCUGAUGGGCGGCGAAUUCGGCGAUGAGGACGAACGGCUGAUCACGCGGCUGGAGAACACGCAGUACGACGCGGCGAACUCCUUGGACCACGACAACCACGGCUUCCACGCGGACUCCCCGAUGCCCGGCUCGAAUACGUGGGGCCCGGGCCCAGGAGACAGGGGUGGACCGGGUGGCGUGGGCCCACCGCAAGGGGGCACCCCCUCCAACCAGGACUCCGAUAAGAAAUCACCCGCAGUGAGCCAGUGAUGUUAGUAGUUUUACGGUUUUUUCUUCCUCGACGGUUUAUUUUUUUUAACAAUUUCUUUAUUUUAUUAUUUUUUUUUUGCUCUUCUGUUUCCUAAUAACUAUUUAAGAACGCAACAACACAAUUGUGAAUCUCUCCAAGUCAGUAUUUUGUUCGAUUGAAUUGUGGGACUGCAUUGAUAUCACAUUAGUCCUUAUUCUUAUUUCUCUCCUGUUGUUCCGUUUUUCGACAUGGAAGUUUCCGAGCGUUUCACAACAAUACUUUCUUCUUCUUUUCGUGCAAAGAGGGAACAACCAACUUUUAUUCAUAUAUAAUUUUUUUUUUAUUUGCGAAAAAACGAGUUAUCAUCGUGUGUGGACACGUCUUUCGACAAGGACAAUUUCGUUUCCGUGUGCAAUUUUUCUUUGUUUUACAUUAAUUAAUUUCGGUUCUUUUUUCGAACCACUCACCAAUGGUACCUCUACAAGAUGCAGUUAAGUUGUGUACAGUAGAUUUUAAACAUCACACACUCACUCAUAUACACACCACAUACAAAGACAUACACACACACAAUACAACCCUUUUCGAAAUAAAGUAUUGAUUAAAAGAGGGAAAGAAAUGCAACAAAAAAGAAGAAGAAGAAUGAGAACGUUCCACACAGUCACAAUACCACGAAUUAACCAUGCAUUUUCUAUUUUUUUUUUUUUAAUGAUUUGAAAUUGUUUGAUAGCCGCGCAAUGCAAGAACGAUUAUAGCAAUUCUAUAAUAUAUGUAUUUUAUUUUAUUUUUUUUAUUUUCUCGAUGCGAUAUAUUUUAUGUUCCUAUUGGUUUCGUUUUUAGAAUGAUUUCGUUUUUAUUCUCCUUAUAUAAGCAAUUCAUUGUAAAUUACGCGCAUUUCUCCUUUCUCCGUUUUAACGGGAAGGAGCGAGGAAGAGAAACGAAUGCAUCAGGUUUGCAUCGGUGAUUCCAGCUAUUCGACAAUUUCAAAGCGCCACUCCCUCAACAAAUGACUCCUCCCACAAAACCAUCACAAAACCCCACCCCCACCAGUAAAUGUCACACAUAUUCCGCCGACGUUGCGAUGAUGUUGUGAUCAUCGUCGACGGUCGGCAAGGCUCGUUUUUUUUUUGUUCUCCUUUUUUGUUUAUAGUCAUGAUUCGUUGGAGUGAGCUGAGCUCUCGGGAAAGAAACUUAAUGAUUAAUGAUGAUGAUGAUGAUACAUUUUACUUUCGUUCGGAGCGACUCUCCUGUAUUAGGAUGAAUUUUGUAUAGUAAAUAUAAAUUGUAUAAGAUACUUAUAUAUAAUAAUAAUAAUAAUAUUGAUAAUGAUAAUGAAGAUGAUGAUGUCCAUUUUUUGAUGAAUAUGUAACGGAGAUUUACAUCCCGAUGUGAUGUAUUUUAUAUGAUUGAGCGCCUGGAGACACGACUGCGAAUGUGUGUUUAUGAUGAUGAUGAUUAUGAUGAAGAUGGUGAUGAUGAUGCAAAACAAAACAAAACAAAAAAAGAAAGAAUGGAAGAAAUUAUUUGUCGAUAAUCUAAUCUAAUAUUGUCAUACUGAAAAUCUAUAAUCAUGUUAUAAUUUAUUCUUUAUUUUAUUUUUAUUUUUUUUGAUUCCUUAAUUUAUAUACAAUAAUGAUGAGACGAAGACGAUGAUCAUCAUGAAUACGUGAUUACGACGUACGUGUGUAAGCGGAACAUUUGUUAUGUACAUUUUUGCACAUAUUUUUUAUGUUGAACGUUUCGAGUGUAUUUAUAUUAUAUAUUAGGGACUUUAUUGUCUAAGGUACAAAUUAAAUGGGAUUUAUAAAUAAACGUAGUCUAUAAAUAUUAUAUAUUAAAAA
This is a messenger RNA of Nicrophorus vespilloides, 4636 nucleotides long. It is a transcript of the gene Chi, whose product is annotated as LIM domain-binding protein 2. Gene Ontology annotation, biological process: negative regulation of transcription by RNA polymerase II; positive regulation of transcription by RNA polymerase II; nervous system development. The coding region runs from base 971 to 2818 and encodes 615 amino acids. Gene Ontology annotation, cellular component: nucleus; transcription regulator complex. Lineage: Eukaryota; Metazoa; Arthropoda; Insecta; Coleoptera; Silphidae. Gene Ontology annotation, molecular function: LIM domain binding. The record is from RefSeq and is a predicted model, not a curated record. The transcript is spliced from 9 exons.